AUGGCUGGACGGCAGCGCCUCCUGGAGAAUCCUGUCAGGGUUAUGGUCAGGAGGAGAGUGGAGAACCGCGUCAAAAGGGAGCGUAACCGGCAGAAGCUGAGGCACGGACAGCAGGAUGCGGGCAGAUCCAGCGGCUUCGCCAUCCUGACGGCGGUGACGGGAGCAGCAAGAAAACGAAACACAUGCUCCCUGCCGGCUUCCGGGACUUCCCGUGCGCAGUGCCAGGAGCAGGAAGUAGCCACACUGCUGGUCUGGUUUCAGAACCGCCGGGCCAAGUUCCGCCGGAACGAGCGGGCCAUGCUGGCCAACCGCUCCGCCUCGCUGCUCAAGUCCUACAGCCAGGAGGCCGCCAUCGAGCAGCCCGUGGCUCCCCGGCCCACCGCCCUGAACCCAGACUAUCUCUCCUGGACAGCCUCCUCCCCCUACAGCACAGUGCCGCCCUACAGCCCCGGAGGCUCGAGCCCCGCCGCCCCGGGGGUCAACAUGGCCAACAGCAUCGCCAGCCUCCGCCUCAAGGCCAAGGAGUUCAGCCUGCACCACAGCCAGGUGCCCACCGUGAACUGAGCCCUGCCGCCCGGACCGCUGCCUCCUGGUCGACAGCCCAGGAGCGGGCAGAUGCCGGAGAGCGACCUCCUCCUGCCCCGCCCCGGCCCGGCCCGCGCU
Molecule: messenger RNA, 663 nt
Organism: Myotis davidii
Lineage: Eukaryota; Metazoa; Chordata; Mammalia; Chiroptera; Vespertilionidae
Gene: PRRX2
Product: paired related homeobox 2
Exons: 4
Coding region: 1-564 (187 amino acids)
Source: RefSeq, a predicted model, not a curated record